Molecule: messenger RNA, 702 nt
Organism: Phaethon lepturus (White-tailed tropicbird)
Lineage: Eukaryota; Metazoa; Chordata; Aves; Phaethontiformes; Phaethontidae
Product: importin subunit alpha-4
Exons: 9
Biological process (GO): NLS-bearing protein import into nucleus
Cellular component (GO): nucleoplasm; nucleus
Molecular function (GO): nuclear import signal receptor activity; protein binding
Source: RefSeq, a predicted model, not a curated record
ACUAUGAGAAGACAUAGAAAUGAAGUUACAAUUGAAUUGCGGAAGAACAAAAGAGAUGAACAUCUUUUGAAAAAAAGAAAUGUUCCCCAAGAAGAAAGUUUAGAAGAUUCUGAUGUUGAUGCUGACUUCAAAGCACAAAAUGUAACACUAGAAGCUAUACUGCAGAACGCCACAAGUGACAACCCAGUGAUCCAACUGAGUGCUGUCCAAGCUGCAAGAAAACUCCUAUCCAGUGACAGAAAUCCACCUAUUGAUGACUUAAUAAAAUCAGGAAUUUUGCCAAUUCUGGUAAAAUGCCUAGAAAGGGAUGAUAAUCCAUCAUUACAAUUUGAAGCUGCAUGGGCGUUGACUAACAUAGCAUCAGGCACUUCUGCACAGACUCAAGCUGUUGUACAGUCUAAUGCAGUACCCCUCUUCUUGAGACUACUUCAUUCACCACACCAGAAUGUUUGUGAGCAAGCUGUCUGGGCUCUCGGAAAUAUUAUCGGUGAUGGUCCUCAGUGUAGAGAUUAUGUCAUAUCACUGGGAGUUGUCAAACCUCUUCUGUCCUUCAUCAAUCCCUCCAUUCCCAUCACCUUCCUUCGGAACGUCACAUGGGUCAUUGUAAAUCUCUGCAGGAAUAAGGACCCCCCACCGCCUAUGGAGACAGUUCAGGAGAUUUUGCCAGCAUUGUGUGUUCUCAUUUACCAUACAGAUAUAAAC